This is a messenger RNA of Nerophis ophidion (straightnose pipefish), 2796 nucleotides long. RefSeq names its product Rho guanine nucleotide exchange factor (GEF) 3 (gene arhgef3). Gene Ontology annotation, biological process: positive regulation of Rho protein signal transduction; intracellular signal transduction. Gene Ontology annotation, molecular function: guanyl-nucleotide exchange factor activity. The transcript is spliced from 12 exons. The record is from RefSeq and is a predicted model, not a curated record. Lineage: Eukaryota; Metazoa; Chordata; Actinopteri; Syngnathiformes; Syngnathidae. Bases 690 to 2645 code for a protein of 651 amino acids.
UGAUAGAGUCGCUGUGCUAGCAACUUAUAAAUAAAAUAAAUGGGUUGUACUUGUAUAGCGCUUUUCUACCUUCAAGGUACUCAAAGCACUUUGACACUACUUCCACAUUCACCCAUUCACACACACAUUCACACACUGAUGGAGGGAGCUGCCAUGCAAGGCGCCAACCAGCACCCAUCAGGAGCAAGGAUGAAGUGUCUUGCUCAGGACACAACGGACGUAACGAGGUUGGUACUAGGUGGGAUUUGAACCAGGGACACUUGGGUUGCGGACGGCCACUCUCCCACUGCGCCAUGCCUUCCCUAAACUGAGGGUUCGAUUCCAGCUUGUGCCAUCCUAGUUACUGUCAUUGUGUCCUUGGGCAAGACACUUUACCCACCUGCUCCCAGUGCCACCCACACUGGUUUAAAUGUAACUUAGAUAUUGGGUGUCACUAUGUAAAGCGCUUUGAGUCACUUGAGAAAAGGGCUAUAUAAAUAUAAUUCACUUCACAAUUCACUGAAGGACUAGGGAAUAAAAACUACAUGGCAGAGGGAUUCAGAUGUUAUUAGACACAUUUACUAGGAUAAUUCUGGAAAAUCCCUUAUCUGCUUAUUGUGUUACUAGUGUUUUAGCGUUUUAAUGAAAGUCGGAGGGGUGUGGUGACCGCCAGUGUCUCUGAGGAAAGCCAUGUUUCUCGACGAUGCGAAAUGAAGGCAGCCGUUGGGGCCGGGCUGAGAUUUUUUUUUUUCCCCCUUACUCCACGGUGGACGCAUCCCACAUUCGGGGGCGGCCGGUCGAAGGAGGCAAGAGAGUCCGCAGCUGCCUCUAUGACAGCUGCACAAGGAACGAUGCAAGCUCUCCGCUCAUGUCUACGGCGGAGGCCACAGAAGAAGACUUUCUCCUUUCUCUCGGCUGACGUCUGGUCCUUCAGAGGGAAGAAAAGGAAGCAGGCGACCAGAGAUGCAGACUCGCUCAGUCUCUGCAGUCUGGAGAUCAACGAGCCCAGCGCCAAGCGCAGCAAAGCCACGGUCUCCAGGGUGACGUCCCUGGCCAGCCUGCUGCCGCCUGUCAAGUCGGCAUCGCUGAAGAGGUUUGGUCAGACUCUGCAGCGCUCCAUCAGCUUCCGGACGGAACGAGUGCUUCCUCCUGCUCCUGCUCCUCUCCCCCCUCCUCCUCCUUCGUCCUCCGCCAAGACACGGGUGACGGCGGCGGCCAUCUCCAACUCUUCUACCUCCACGACUGCCUCGCGGGCGUCCGCCGCCCCGGCCCCGGCUGCCAAGCGCCGCGACAGCAAGCUCUGGAGCGAGACCUUCGACGUCCGACUGGGAGCGACGCAGCCUCUCAGCCCGAAGGAGAUCAAGAGACAGGAGGCCAUUUUUGAGUUGGCUCAGGGCGAGCAAGACCUGGUCGAAGAUCUCAAGUUGGCGAAAAAGGCCUACCAUGACCCUAUGCUGAAGCUCUCCAUCAUGACCGAGCAAGAACUGAACCAGAUCUUUGGUACUCUGGACUCACUGAUUCCCCUGCAUGAAGACCUGCUGAGUCGCCUCUGUGAGGCCAGGAAACCGGACGGGUCCACCGAGCACGUUGGACAGAUCUUGACUGACUGGCUGCCGUGUCUCUCGUCCUACACGGCCUACUGCAGCAACCAGGUGAAGGCCAAGCACCUGCUGGACCAGAAGAAGCAGGACCUCAGAGUCCAGGACUUCCUGCAGCGCUGCCUCCAGUCGCCCUUCAGCAGGAAGUUGGACUUGUGGAACUUCCUGGACAUCCCUCGCAGUCGGCUGGUGAAAUAUCCGCUGCUUCUCAGGGAGAUCCUCAAGCACACCCCCAACGAGCACCUGGACCAGCAACACCUGGACGAGGCGAUGCUGAUGGUCCAGAGCGUGGUGGCGGACAUCAACAGGCGCACAGGAGAGUCCGAGUGUCAGUUCUACAAGGACCGGCUGCUCUACAGCGAGGUGGGACUGAAGGACGCCCUCAUUGAGCGAUCCAGGACACUAAGCUGCCACGGAGCGCUGAAGAACAACCGAGGCCUCAAGCUCCACGUCUUCCUGUUCCAGGACGUCCUGGUCAUCACCAGAUCGGUCUCGCUCAACGAGCAGCCCGUCAGCUACCAGCUCUGCCGACAGCCCAUCCCCAUCCGAGAGCUGGACCUGGAGGACCUGUCGGAUGGAGAGAUGAGAGUGGGCGGGUCCAUCAGGGGGGCUUUCAGCAACAACGAACGCACCAAGAACUUCUUCCGAGUUUCUUACAACUGCGCCGGCCAGCAGCAGACCCACUGCUUCCAGGCCAGUGACGCCUUCAACAAGCAGCAGUGGAUCAACUGCAUCAGGCAGGCCAAGGAGGCGGCGGCCCUCAGCGAAGACCUGCGUCUUCCACCUGGGCAAGUGGGCGGGGACGCGGGUCCGCGCCACUCGGGGUCGGAAAAUGACAAAGGGAUGUGGGCGGAGCUGGAGGCGGGACAGCAUGGCGAGACAUCACAGUCGAAGAUCGAAUCGGACAGCGGCGACGCAGAGAGAAACACAAGGGGCGAAGGGACUGACUUUCAGGAGGAGGCGGGGCGGGGCAUGGAGGAGGCGGAGCCGAGUGGCGCUGAAGAGAAGGAGCAGGAGGAUUUGGUGGACAGCCUGGACGGAAGUGGCCCAGAGAUUAUACAAUGCUGAUAUUUGCUGUCAAACAGCAGUGUUUCUCAACUCCAUUCAUCCAUUUUCUACCGCUUGUCCCUUCUGGGGACGCAGGGGGUGCUGGAGCCUAUCUCAGCUGCAUUCGGGCGGAGGUCGGGGGUACACCCUGGACAAGUCGCCACCUCAUCGC